This is a messenger RNA of Penicillium canariense, 1308 nucleotides long. RefSeq names its product M20 family metallopeptidase. Gene Ontology annotation, molecular function: dipeptidase activity. The transcript has 4 exons. NCBI's taxonomy places the organism in Eukaryota, Fungi, Ascomycota, Eurotiomycetes, Eurotiales, Aspergillaceae. Bases 1 to 1308 code for a protein of 435 amino acids. The record is from RefSeq and is a predicted model, not a curated record.
AUGACCGUUCAGCACCUUUCCGUCUCCCCAGAGAAGGUUCGAGCGACAAUCGACAGUGCGUUGGAAAAGGUUGCGAAGCAACUUCGCGAGUUGAAUCAUGCUGUAAGCCCUCUGUCACAAUCGUUAGGACAGGAGAUUGGCGAUGAUGGCUCAUUAGAUCCUCUGCAGAUUUGGUCAAACCCCGAACUAGCCUACGAAGAGCAUAAAGCACAUGACAACAUUUGUGAUUUUCUCGAGGGCCAAGGCUUCAAAGUGACUCGACAUGCCUAUGGUGUAUAUACUUCUUUUGAGUGUAUUAGCGGCACAGAGGGCCGUUUGGUGAACUUCAAUGCGGAAUACGACGCACUUCCCGACAUUGGACAUGCCUGUGGGCACAAUCUCAUUGCCACGAGUAGUAUCGCAGCUUUUCUGGCGCUCAGCCAUUUGAAAGAUGAAUUCAGGAUUAAUGGUCGGAUCCAGUUGCUUGGGACUCCGGCGGAGGAGAACGGCGGAGGCAAAGCCAAGCUGCUUGACGCCGGAGCUUACAAGGGCGUUGAUGUUUCUCUGAUGGCCCACGGUGGACCGAAGAACCUGGUUGGUCAGCCUAGCGAUGGCGUAGCAGGAAUUCUCAUGAACGCCCGCAAAGAGCUCGUCGUUGAAUACUUUGGCAAAAACGCCCAUGCUGGAGGUAAUCCAUGGGAUGGUGUGAAUGCCUUGGAUGCUCUAGUCCAGGCAUACAACGGCAUCUCCAUUUUGAGACAGCAAAUUCUGCCCGAUGAACGAAUCCACGGGGCGUUUUUGGAUGUGCCCAAGGUGGCGAACGUCAUUCCGGCAUACACCAAGUCUUACUGGCAGAUCCGAAGUCCUACUUUAAAGGGACUCAAUAAUCUCAUUGCGAGAGUUCGGCAAUGUGUGGAGGGGGCUGCCAUUACGACUGGUUGCACAGUUAAGAUUGAAGAGGAGGGAUUGUACACUGAUAUUGUCUUGAAUGAGACUCUAUGUGAGCGAUAUACAAGUCAUAUGGAGGGAUAUGGGAGGUCGACGAUCAAAAAGCACGACAAGGUCCUGACUGGGUCUUCAGAUGUUGGCAACGUGAGCUACGCUGCUCCUACCCUACACUCAAUGUUUGGAAUUCCCACUCCGGAAGGCUGCUUCCCCCAUCAUCCUUCUUUCACGGCUUGUGCAGGAACCGACGAAGCUCACGAGGAAGCUGUCAUUACCGGAAAGGGUCUAGCUCUACUAGGCUGGGAUAUGUUGACCGAUGAUGCGCUGUUCAAUUCAGCUAAGGCUCAAUGGGAAGGGCAAUUGCCGGCAAACGCUAAAAAAUAG